Sinocyclocheilus grahami is the source of this 4359-nucleotide messenger RNA. Its product is annotated as Golgi-specific brefeldin A-resistance guanine nucleotide exchange factor 1-like. Gene Ontology annotation, molecular function: guanyl-nucleotide exchange factor activity. The coding region runs from base 1 to 3879 and encodes 1292 amino acids. NCBI's taxonomy places the organism in Eukaryota, Metazoa, Chordata, Actinopteri, Cypriniformes, Cyprinidae. Gene Ontology annotation, biological process: regulation of ARF protein signal transduction. The transcript has 27 exons. The record is from RefSeq and is a predicted model, not a curated record.
AUGGAAUAUCUGAAUGCCUUUCCAGUGUCUGGGCAGCUCUACACAACUCAUCUCCUGUCACUCGAAGCCCUGCUGACAGUGAUUGACAGCACAGAGGCUCAUUGUCAGGCCAAAGUGCUCAACAGCGCUGCACAGCAGGACCAAUCAGAAUCUACGACCGUAGAAGGAGAUAGUUCAGUCAGUACAAUCACUGAUUCAACAACAGAGGCUGGCAAAUAUGCACCCAGUUGUAAUGGGCAGAAUGCUGUUGUGUCAGAGUCAAGAAAUGCCUGUCCUCCCACCAGCGGUCAUCUGAUGGCAGAGAAGAUGAGAUUAGGUAGACAGGAUCAGGAGGAGACGGACACUGCAGAGAAGAAAAGCUUGAAGCCUCACCGUUUCAACAGCUGUCUUCCAGACUCUCAGGAACUUUUAGAGAUCAAGAACAAGAAGAAGCUUCUGAUCACGGGUACAGAGCAGUUCAAUCAGAAGCCCAAGAAGGGCAUUCAGAUCCUGCAGGAGAAAGGCCUGCUCAGCAGCCCCAUGGACAAUAAUGAAGUAGCCCAGUGGCUGAGAGAAAACCCCCGCUUGGACAAGAAGAUGAUCGGAGAGUUUAUCAGCGACCGCAGGAACACUGACCUGCUCGACAGUUUUGUCAACACGUUCACCUUCCAGGGCCUGCGCAUAGAUGAGGCGCUCCGGUUGUAUCUGGAGGCAUUCCGUCUUCCUGGCGAAGCGCCUGUCAUUCAUCGGCUCUUGGAAACCUUCACUGACAACUGGCAAAAAGUGAACGGUAAUCCCUUCCAGUCAAACGACGCUGGCUUCGCCCUGGCUUACGCAGUCAUCAUGCUAAACACUGAUCAGCACAACCAUAACGUUCGAAAGCAGAACAUCCCCAUGACACCGGAGCAAUUCAAGAAGAAUCUCAAAGGUGUGAAUGGAGGAAAUGACUUUGAUCAAGACAUGCUGGAAGACAUCUACAAUGCCAUCAAGAGCGAGGAGAUUGUGAUGCCUGAUGAGCAGACAGGGCUGGUGAAGGAGAACUAUGUGUGGAGUGUUCUGCUGCACAGAGGAGCCUCGUCUGAAGGGAUGUUCCUGCAUGUGCCUGAAAGCAGUUACGACCGCGACCUCUUCACCAUGACCUGGGGACCCACCAUUGCUGCCCUCUCCUACGUUUUUGACAAGAGCCUGGAUGACACUAUCAUUCAGAAGGCCAUCGCUGGCUUCAGGAAAUGUGCCAUGAUCUCUGCGCAUUAUGGCUUCAGUGAUGUCUUUGAUAACUUAAUUAUUUCACUCUGCAAGUUUACUACUCUCAGCUCUGAGUCUGUAGAGAACCUGCCUACUGUGUUUGGCAGUAACAGGAAGGCUCAAGUUGCUGCCAAGACCAUGUUCAGCCUGGCCCAUCGUCAUGGUGACAUUUUACGAGAAGGAUGGAAGAACAUCAUGGACUCCAUGUUGCAGCUUUUCAGGGCUGAGCUCUUACCAAAGUCCAUGGUUGAGGUUGAGGACUUUGUGGACCCUAAUGAGAAGAUUUCCUUACAACGUGAAGAGACCCCAUCAAACAGGGGUGAGUCAGCUGUAUUGAGUUUUGUAAGCUGGUUAACAUUGAGUGAACAGUCUGGGCUCAGAGGCCCCUCCACUGAGAACCAGGAGGCCAAACAAGCUGCCCUGCUCUGCAUAAAGCACUGUGACCCAGAAAAGCUGAUUACUGAAAGCAAGUUUCUGCAAUUGGAGUCUUUACAGGAGCUCAUGAAGGCUCUCAUCUCGGUGAGCCCUGAUGAGGAAACAUAUGAUGAAGAAGAUGCUGCUUUUUGUCUGGAGAUGCUGCUGCGAAUUAUUCUUGAAAACAGGGACAGAGUAUCGUGUGUUUGGCAAACGGUACGGGAUCAUCUGUACCAGUUAUGCGUCCAUGCCAGUGAGAGCUGCUUCCUGGUGGAGAGAGCAGUGGUGGGAUUGCUCAGACUUGCCAUACGCUUAUUGCGUAGAGAGGACAUAGGCUCACAGGUUCUCCUCUCUCUUCGCUUGCUGUUGAUGAUGAAGCCGCACGUCCUGUCCAGAGUCUGUCGAGAGGUGGCCUAUGGCUUGCAUGAGCUGCUUAAAACCAAUGCUGCCAACAUCCACUGCACUGACGACUGGUACACGCUCUUUUCACUGUUGGAGUGCAUCGGGACUGGGGUCAAACCUCCGGCUGCCCUACAGGUCUCCAACACCAACCCAGACAUUGACACAGGCGCUCAGUCCGAUAGCGAACUCAGUUCAUAUCAUCAGAGUGAAGUUAGUCUUGAUCGGGGAUAUACGUCUGACUCUGAGGUUUACACCGAGCACGGCAAAUCCAGAAUGCCUCGUUCAGCUACUGAUGUGGAUUUGGGCUGGCUAAUGGUGGGUAAAGAUGAUCUGGAUGGAUCUAAGGCAGCAGUGACCCCAGCUUCAAAGCCCUUGAGCCAUACUCUCAUUAACCAGUACAGUUUAACUCUUGGGCAGGACAUGGGUUUGCAUGACACCAAAUCCCUCAUCAAGUGCGUGGACUCGCUUUCCUUCAUCGUACGCGAUGCCGCCCAUGUCACUCCAGAAAACUUUGAGCUUUGUGUUAAAGCCAUACGUGUGUUUGUGGAGGCUAGCCUUAAUGGAGGGUACCGCACCCACGAGAAGAAAAAGAGCCACAAAUAUGACUCCAAAUCCAGCCGGCUCCGAAAGAAGCCACGCGAGAAGGAAGGCACAUCGCGGAGAACCAAAGCAUCCAGUCAGCGGGCUGCCCGUUCUCAUAGCGACGAUGAGGAAGAUGAGGGCGUGCCGGCCAGUUACCACACGGUGUCUUUUCAGUUGUUAGACCUGAUGCAUACACUGCACACGAGAGCAGCCUGCAUCUACAGCUCUUGGGCAGAGGAACAGCGCCAUCUAAAGGAUGCUGGUAGAAAGAUCGAGGCGGAUUCUCAAACACUGUGGUCCAGCUGCUGGUGUCCCCUCCUUCAAGGUAUGGCUUGGUUGUGCUGUGAUGCACGGAGGCAAGUCCGGAUGCAAGCUCUCACCUACCUACAGAGGGCACUUCUUGUACACGAUCUACAAAUUCUGGAUGCAGUGGAGUGGGAGUCCUGCUUCAACAAGGUCCUGUUUCCUUUGCUGACCAAACUCCUAGACAACAUCAGUCCAGCUGAUGUGGGAGGCAUGGAGGAGACCAGGAUGAGGGCCUGCACACUGCUUUCUAAGGUGUUUCUGCAGCAUCUCUCGCCACUGCUUUCUCUGCCCACAUUUGCUGCCCUCUGGCUCACCAUUUUAGACUUCAUGGACAAGUACAUGCACGCCGGCUCCAGCGACCUUCUGCUGGAGGCCAUCCCUGAGUCUCUGAAGAACAUGCUGCUGGUGAUGGACACAGCAGGGAUCUUUCACAGCGCAGACUCCCGUACAGGCUACUCAGACUUGUGGGAAAUCACCUGGGAGAGAAUUGACUGUUUCCUACCCCGUCUGAAGGAAGAGCUCUUCAAACAGGCUGUCAUUCCAGAACCUGUGUGUAAUGUUCCUGUGGAGCCUGUCCCACUGCCUACUGCUGUUACUCCAGCCUCUCCCCCUGUGCCAGCCCCCUCACCAGUGCCAGCUGCCUCUGCAGAGCCAAACAUCCCCAGCAGACCCACAUCACCUCAGGACAUGUCCACACCUAAUGCCAGCGGUGAUCGAACAGACAGAUCAUCUCCAGUUCCUCCCUCAAAACCACCGAUGCCCACUCCAGCAAAGAUGAGUCCUCCUGACUCCCCACCGCCUCCUCUGGGCCAGUCUCCACUCAUCCUGCAGCCGCUCGCCUCUCCUCUGCAAGUGGGCGUCCCCCCGAUGUCCCUGCCAAUCAUUCUGAACCCGGCUCUCAUAGAGGCUACCUCACCAGUGCCCCUGCUGCCCCGCCCCUCCACCAAAUGACCCGCCCCUCAAACAUAAGCCCAAAGAGUGCCGCCGCCACGUCUGAGGGAGAAACGGUGGAAGCAGCAUCUGAUUUGACUGUUCUCCUGCACGUGUGCACUCGCUGUAGCCCACACUAUUACAUUAUGUAACAGCAGAACCUGGAAUAAGAGCGUAAGAGAGUGUGGAGGACAUCGACAUGCAUGGUUGCCUCUCCUCAUUUCAGACAUCAAAGCAACUCCCAAACUGCUCAGACUCGAAUGUCCUUCGGUUAAGAGAUGUUACAUAGAUGAUCCUAUUUAUUCAAAACAGGAAGGUGCCACCCUGGAGGACAGUUCAUUAUUGAUGGGACUAGAUUUAUUUCGGUCGGUUAGGUUAACUACACCUGUCAGAGCAGAUUUGAAUGUAUCAAUACUUGGUUGUUACUCAGGCAGUGAUCACAGAGAAUGGCUGAUGGGUAGAGGUACCGCACACUGGGUCCAGCUAAUGAAACCGUAAAAA